Molecule: messenger RNA, 5174 nt
Organism: Ceratitis capitata (Mediterranean fruit fly)
Lineage: Eukaryota; Metazoa; Arthropoda; Insecta; Diptera; Tephritidae
Product: lipase 3
Exons: 7
Coding region: 752-2716 (654 amino acids)
Biological process (GO): lipid metabolic process
Source: RefSeq, a predicted model, not a curated record
UGAUCAAAGCGAGCGGUUGUCCGGUAUCUCUAGGAAAAAUUGCGGUUUACGUUCAAAGCGCAAUGAUAGAAACCUGUGAAAAUAAGCAACAAAGAAAAAAUCUAUUACAAUAAAUAAGCAUUGCAUUUUACAACAGCGAAUUUAAAGGAAAAGCAAAUGUGAAUGUGCAUUAUAUAUCCAGUAGAAAAGUAGUCAAGGAAAGUGAAAACCGCAGCGACAGUAGCUGUAAUAGUAGCAGAAAAAAGUUCAGAAAAAAGUGCAAGUAACCGCAGGCAAUCGCCCACUUUUUACACACACACACAUACGCGUAUUCGCAGAGACGUUCCCGCGCCGCUGUGACGAUUGCGUGCCGCGCAUGCGCAGUACUUUGUUCAACUAUUUUUGCUUUUCAAAAAUAUUUCUGCAACAAAAUACGAUUUGGCCAUACAUCGUGCUAAUUUUUCACUAUUUACGCGUAUUGUGCGAUUGUUGUUGCUGUUGUUGUUGUUGUUGGUGUUGCUGCUGCUGCUGCUGCUUCUAUUUUUGUUUAUUCAUACAAUUUUCCUCAAUAUUUGUUCGCUUGUGACGACGUCUUGUGCAACAGCUAGCUCUGCGCAUUUUUGGGCGGAGUGCUUGCUGCAAAGCCGAGUUUCUCAAAAUAUACCUACAAACGAAAUAUUUCUUCAGACCAUAAGAAAAAAUAUAAGAAAAACUAAUAAAAAAAAAGAAAAAUAAUAUAAACAAAAAAAAACGCAAGGCAACAGCGACGACGAUGCUGAAAAGUGAAAAUACUAGUUAUCGAAUUGUUGGUAUAUGGCCGCUGUCAUUUGCCUUUUUACUAACACUACACCUGCUCGCCGGCACCACAGAUGCCUUCACCAUACUCUCGCCAUUCAGUUACACCUCGUUGAGCUUCAAGAAUCUGCUUAACUCGGUGUUUCUGGCGAGCAAUGCAAACUUGGCGGGCGGUGGUCGAAAUCUCAAAUCAGAUGUGCUGGAGGAUGCGUCGCUGAUAACGCCGAAGUUAAUACGAAAGUACGGUUACCCAUCAGAGACGCACACGGUGGUCACAAAGGAUGGCUACAUAUUGGAAAUGCAUCGAAUACCGAAACGUGGCGCACAGCCCGUUCUGCUGAUGCAUGGCAUAUUGGACACGUCGGCCACAUGGGUGCUAAUGGGACCCAAAUCGGGGUUGGGUUACAUGCUCUCCGACCUGGGCUAUGACGUGUGGAUGGGCAAUGCACGCGGUAAUCGGUAUUCGAAAAAUCACACCAGUCUCAAUAGUGAUUACCAGGAAUUUUGGGAUUUCACCUUUCACGAAAUGGGCAAAUAUGAUUUGCCUGCCAACAUUGAUUACAUCCUCAGUAAAACGGGCUACGAACAAUUGCACUACAUUGGACACUCACAGGGCACUGCAGUUUUUUGGGUUCUCUGUUCGGAACAACCGGCCUACACGCAAAAAAUCCUUUCCAUGCAUGCUUUGGCGCCCAUUGCAUUCAUUUCGGACAUGAAGAGUCCGCUCUUCCGUACGUUGGUAGUGUUUUUAGACUUUUUAACGGCAGCAACACGCAUGCUACGCAUUACGGAGUUUAUGCCAAAUACGAAGUUGUUUGUGGAUCACAGCCAAGUGGUGUGUCAUGACAAUGCCAUGACGCAGGAUGUGUGCUCAAAUAUCCUCUUCCUGGUUGCCGGCUACAAUUCAGAGCAAUUGAAUAAGACAAUGCUGCCCGUCAUGCUGAGUCACACACCAUCGGGAGCAUCGAUCAAACAACUCGAACACUUCGGACAACUCAUGAAAUCAGGUCAUUUUCGUAAAUUCGAUCGUGGCUAUUUGCGCAAUCAACUCGAAUACAAUCGCAUGACACCGCCCGACUAUGAUCUGUCCAAGGUGAAGGUGCCGGUGGCACUCUACUACUCAAUGAACGAUAUGCUGGUGUCGACAACGGGUGUCGAUCGUUUGGCACGCGAAUUGCCCAAUGUGAUUGACAAAUAUUUGGUGCCCAUGGAGAAGUUCAAUCAUUUGGACUUUUUAUGGGCGAUCGAUGUCAAGUCGCUCGUGUACAAUCGCCUUGUGAGGAACAUUAGACGCGUGGAGAAUUAUAAGCAAAAGCAAACGUUACAAAUUAAUGCCAGCAUACAGCAGUUGAGUGUGCAGUUGCAGCAGCAGCAGCAGCAACAACAACAACAACAACAACAGUUACAGUGGCUACAGCAACAACAAUCAAUGGAAGCGAAACAACAACAGAGAAGCGGAAAUAUGCGUAUACAAACAGACAUGAGUUUCCAUACAAAUUCAAAUACAAUCGGCAGCGCCACUCAGCUGACGCACACACGCACACGCACACCACACCCACACAGCGCGCUACAUGCGAUUUACGCUGCUGCUUUGCCGAAACUUAUGCCUACAGCAGCGACAGUUCCCAUAUACAUGACUACGCUGCCGCCGACAACAACGACGUCGGCAGCACCGACAUUGACAGCUGUCAAUAAAGAUUCAGUAACGAAUUUCCAUACUAAUCCGCCUAUUAGAAUAGGCGUGGAUGCCAGUCCGGAAUCGCCUGUUUUGCUGACGAAUAUACACCCUGUCUAUAAGCCCGAUAAGGAAGGAGGUGAGCCGGAAAGCGUAAGUUCGGAGAGUUUUACAAAUACUGAGACGACGCCGGAGGCUGCUACUACUAUUGUAGCUCAACAGGACUUUACGGCAAGGACAGCGAAUGAAGAGAAUGAUAAUGCCUGAGGGGAGAGCAACGUAAUUUUUAUUAGUUUUUACUUAGUUCUAAGUAAGGUUAUCUACUUUAUGAAUUUAAAAUUAAUUUUGUAUAAAGUUUAUUCUUUAGUUUAUUGGCAAUAUUGUAUAAAUUUUUAGUUUAAUAAUUUUUUUUUUAUUAUUUUUCAUCCUACUCAUUCGCAAUCACAUUGAAAUGGCACCUCUCUCUCCCAUCCCAGCUUAUCAUGAAUACGGCUUAAGCAGCUAGUACAGCGAACUAGAAGACGCCUCGGCUCUAGCUAUCGAAAAGUUCUUGAAUGUUCUUAUUUUAAGACUAAUUCAACUCGAAUCCAAUCAAACCUCCAACUGACAUUAAAAGAGCUCAAAAGUAGUCGUGUAAGCGAACCUAAGCUAAUGAUAAUUAAGUCCCCUUCAGCGUAACCUCAGGCUCAUAUUUUCAAACUGAGACAUUUAAUGAGCUCAUUCUUAUCGUAGUCGGCUAAUCCCAUUCCUAUUGAAGUAUCAAAAGAGAGCAAAGUGGAUAUGGUGGCCGUUGUAGGAGAGUGGCUAGCAUUAUGUUAUAACAAUCGGAAGGCCAAGCCUCCGACCAACAUACGAAAUUAUGGAAAAUUAAUUUUUCUCGACAGGGAGAGUCCGAGUGUCCCUCGAGUGUAUUUCUGAUAUAAAAUAAAAUUUUUUUCGCCCCUCGAAGGCAGCUGCGAAUAAACUGCAAGUCCUUGCUUUGGUUUGAAAAAAACAUCACACCACAAAUUGCAGGAGAAGCUCGGCCAAGAUUCACUUCAGUGGCUAUAAAGCGCCAAAUUAUACUUGUCUUUUUUCUAUUUCUAACUUCUUCUUUAAUCAUUGUAGGUAGACCAUAACUCGUUCCCAAACCUCAAUCCACUUAAAUUAUUUAUUUGUAAGUAAAAUAUUUCAACACAACCUCAGGGAAGACCUUUUACUAAACUGUUACCCUUCGACACUGUUGUCACCUCCCAAAAUCCUAUACUAAAAUCUAAUCUCCAGGUUGAACUGGUUCACCCUAGAGAGUCUCACAUAGACGAUAUCCCGACAUAAGUGCUACCGGUUACUCUACAAAGAACUGUACUGCUGCAAUACCUAUAGUGUCUGCGCUCUCGGCGAACUAUAGUAGUCGUUUUGGCCCUUUAGCCAUUGUAGUGCUUUCUCACUAAAAAAGAUCAGCUCCUAUCUGCCAGUAGCCGGAUUAUAACAGAUUUCGUACUCAACUGUCUCCGCACAUUCCUGUGCUUGUUAAAUCUAAUUUAAAGGCAAGUCCAACUGACAAGACCCCUUUAAAAGCCCUACUAGCAGCUUAUUGUCUCACCUCAUUGACGCUAGCACGCUCCCAAAGUCUGAAAGCUUCAGUUCCAAGAUCGUUUCUUGUGCGUACUUCGAUUCCCUGAUACCUUCUCAGUCUAAAAUUAAAACUUGUUCUGAUUAUACACCCUCUUUAGCCAGUUAAUCAGUUUUAUUAUAGACUUCGAUGUGCUAAUACCUCGAUACCCAAUAAAUGUAAAUUUUUGUUUUUCUCAAACAGUCUCUUUUGAUCGCCUCUUACAUGGAGCAACCACUGCUUCGUACUAUAUGAAUGCAAUGUCUUAAAGGCCGCUUGAACCUCUACAUAAAUGUAAACUCCCUUUCAUGUAGGCAUGAUCUUUUCAUAGGAUCAUCAUCAGGCAUUUUAUAGCAAAUAUUUCGGCUCGAAUGAUACGCAAUAGUUUUGACAAAUUCAAGGAUCUUCCCUCCUCUGGUGCGGCGUACUUAUCCGCAGCCUACUAGACUUUAUUUAGGGGAAUCUGUAAGGAAAUGCGGAAUUACAGAGAUUCAAAAGAAGAAAAAAUUCUUUCGUAUCUAUUUUGUAUUAACCGUUAAAAUCCUUUGAUUCAUGCGAUAACUUCAAGUGAAUAAUUUUAUAGAAAAAUCACGUCAGAAAUAUUCCAACAAUCUUAGAGACACGUGUUUUUAGAGAGAAUGAUUUGUAAAGGUUUUCAAAAACUAUUAACCUAGAUACCGAUAACCAAGAGUUGUAGAUCCGUUGUCAAAUCGGUUAAUGUGAAAACGCUUUUGGUAGCAUUUUCGAAAUAUUUUUCUUUUCAAUUCCAAAUUCAAAAUCUCUUAUAUCGACGUUUAUGAUUUCAUACUUUCAGGAAUUUCGAAAUCACAAGGAAUGUUUAUAUUAUCUGCAAACAUUUAAUUCCAAAAAAAUCUUUUUUAUAUUUUUAAGUUCUUCCUUUUUUUAUUUACAUUAUAAGUUUUUAAUUAUGAUUUUAUAUACAUUUUUGUACACUUAUUUUUAUAUUUUACGACUAAUUUAGUUUCGUUGUAGUAUAAAGGAGUAUAGAUAUUUAUUUAGAAUGCCUAAGUAUGACUGUGAUGAUAAAUAAAUAAAAAUCUAUCUACCGAUUGCUGAGUACCACACAAAAAAUAUACAAAUAAAUGUUACAAUAAAAACACCUACGAUAUGAAA